AUGGCAUUUAAGGGGAAAAGGGGCAUAGAUGAGAAGGAAUGUGGGCAUAGAAGCAUUGAUCUUAGUGUGCAGGUGGUAGAGGAGCAGAGCCGGAGGGCCAGUUUGCCCCCGGAGUUGCUUCUUGAUAUCAUUGUUAGGGUAGAGGCUAAUCAGCGUGUGUGGCCGGCUCGAAGGUCUGUGGUGUGUUGUGCUGCUGUUUGCAAGUCUUGGAGAGGGGUAGUUAGAGAGGUCGUUUGGACACCCGAGCAAUGUGGUUUGCUUACUUUCCCUAUGUCUCUUAAGCAGCCCGGCCCAAGGGAUUCUCCGAUUCAGUGCUUUAUCCGAAGGGAAAGGGCAACCUCGACUUAUAGGCUAUACCUUGGCUUAACCCCUGCUAUUUCGGGGGAAGCCAGUAAGUUUCUGUUAGCAGCGAGACGAAUCAAAAGAGCGACAAAAACAGAUUUUGUCAUAUCUUUUGCAGCAAGUGAUUUUUCUCACACCAGUGAUUGUCAUGCAGGCAAACUAAGAUCCAACUUUUUUGGCUCCAAAUUCUAUGUUCACGAUUCUCGGCAUCCCUGCAACACUCCUAUCCAAUCGCACCGUUGGUUGGGGAAAAGAAUUUCCCCCAAAAAGGUGGCACCAAGAAUACCUAUUUGCAGCUUUAAUGUUGCAACUAUUGCUUACCAACUUAAUGUUCUCCGCACAAGGCGACCAAGAAGGAUGAACUGCACGAUGCACACAAUUCCAAUAUCGUCAACUGAGGAAGGUGGAAGUGUGACAUUUGGUUGUGGUCACGAUGAAGCUUUUAGUCCCUUGACAGCUACCGAAAUGAGAAAACAGGAUUCUACUUCCGACGUCCCUAUUAGAGGAAAGUCGAAACAACCGUACAACAGCAUUGGUGAACCACUCAUUUUGAAGAACAAAACUCCGAGAUGGCAUGAGCAGCUGCAGUGUUGGUGUCUCAACUUCAGAGGACGUGUUACAGUGGCUUCGGUCAAGAAUUUUCAGCUUGUAGCUGCCGGGGACUCAUCAGAGAAUGUUCCAGCUUCAGAACAAGAGAAUGUAAUCUUACAAUUCGGGAAGAUAGGAAAGGACAUAUUUACCAUGGACUUUCGAUAUCCCCUCUCUGCAUUCCAAGCAUUCUCUAUCUGUUUAAGCAGCUUUGAUACGAAACCAGUAUACGAGUAG
Salvia hispanica is the source of this 1167-nucleotide messenger RNA. The record is from RefSeq and is a predicted model, not a curated record. Lineage: Eukaryota; Viridiplantae; Streptophyta; Magnoliopsida; Lamiales; Lamiaceae.